Molecule: messenger RNA, 924 nt
Organism: Knipowitschia caucasica
Lineage: Eukaryota; Metazoa; Chordata; Actinopteri; Gobiiformes; Gobiidae
Source: the annotation of a GenBank genome assembly
AUGGCGCUGAGGGGUCACGGCCAGCAGCCCGCCGGUGUCCGAGGGCCCGGGGUCAUCACAGCGGGGCCCGUCGUUAGCACAAUGGGGCUCUUUGUAUGUGUUUGUGCAGCCGUGUGCGUGUUGUGUGAGCGUGUGGAGGUGGCAGAGGAGCGGGCAGUGCCUGUGUAUUUGUGUGCACUGGAGUAUGUCCAUCUGUCGUCUCCUGUAAGAGUCAGCGUCGUUCAGGACCGAGCUCUUAGGCAGGAAUGCGACUCUCAGACCGCCGCGCCAUCCUCGAGCUUGAUCCUGGACCUCAGCUUGAUCCUGGACCUCGGCUUGAUCCUGGACCUCAGCUUGAUCCUGGACCUCAACCUGAUCCUGGACCUCAGCCUGAUCCUGGACCUCAGCUUGAUCCUGGACCUCAGCCUGAUCCUGAACCUCAGCUUGAUCCUGGACCUCAGCUUGAUCCUGGACCUCAGCCUGAUCCUGGACCUCAGCUUGAUCCUGGACCUCGGCUUGAUCCUGGACUUCAACCUGAUCCUGGACCUCAGCCGGAUCCUGGACCUCAGCUUGAUCCUGGACCUCAGCUUGAUCCUGGACCUCGGCUUGAUCCUGGACUUCAACCUGAUCCUGGACCUCAGCCGGAUCCUGAACCUCAACCUGAUCCUGGACUUCAACUUGAUCCUGGACCUCAGCUUGAUCCUGGACCUCAGCCUGAUCCUGGACCUCAGCUUGAUCCUCAACCUCAGCCUGAUCCUGGACUUCAACUUGAUCCUGGACCUCAGCUUGAUCUUGGACCACAGCUUGAUCCUGGACCUGCCUGAGAUCCUUGCGGUGCUGUGGUCUCUCCGAGCAGCGGGUCUGAACUCCCUGACUCCGGGCCCCGUUCGGUCCACAGCAACGAACGAAACGAGUGCAUUCAAAAGUCCACAGUGGCCAAACUAG